This is a messenger RNA of Drosophila melanogaster (fruit fly), 1587 nucleotides long. RefSeq lists its product as uncharacterized. Gene Ontology annotation, cellular component: extracellular region. NCBI's taxonomy places the organism in Eukaryota, Metazoa, Arthropoda, Insecta, Diptera, Drosophilidae. The record is from RefSeq and is marked reviewed. The coding region runs from base 5 to 1507 and encodes 500 amino acids. The transcript is spliced from 3 exons.
AAAAAUGUUGGCCCUUGUCGUUUUUCUGAUUGCCAGUUGUUUGACCAUUCAAACGGCAGCCACUACGACACCAAGUCCAGCGGUCACCGAAGCUGGUCACCCAUCUCCUGGAGGUUCGCAAGGUCAAGAGGAGCCAGGAAACAGCUCCUCAACGGAACUACCGGACUACUGCGAUCCCUCCUUGUGCCACAAAGAACUCAAACAUGUGGCUUGCAACGCAUCAAUCGAACUGCACGACAAGUGCUCUCUGGACGCUGAGCUCAUAGUGAUAAGCCCAAAGGUGGAAAGAUUCCUAUUAAGGCGAUUUAAUGAGUUGAGGGAUAGCGUGGCCAAAGGAGGGUUCAACGGACUGAGUCCUGCCAGUCGGAUGGGCACCUUGAAGUGGAACCCGGAACUGGCCUACCUAGCUGAAUUCAAUGUGAGGGAUUGUGUCCUGAGGCACGACGAGUGCCGGAACACGAAGUUCACGCAAAACGCUGGCCAGACGGUUGGGUAUCGAGGCAUUAAAGGAAAAUUGCCAGAGUUGGAGGAUAUCCUUAGGGAUAUCAUAGGGGUGUGGUUGCGGGAAAAAUCCAGAACUUCGAUGGUGAACAUCAUGAAGUAUGUCGAGCAGGAAUCUCAGUCGCCGAAGUACAACUUUUUACAGAUCGUGCUGGAGAACGCUGAAUCCGUGGGCUGUGCCAUCGUUCAGCAGUCCCGGCAUGGCUGGAUUCAGACGUUUUUCGCGUGCAACUAUGGCCACGCCCCGGUUGUGGGCUCGCCCGUCUACGAGCCCGGGAAAAAGGCGGCGGAGUCCUGCAAGACCGGAGCGAACCCGAAAUAUGCACAUCUCUGCGCCGAGUCCGAGGUCUACGAGAAGGUUACGCCGAAAGCAGGAAACGCGUCCAGUCCCGAAAUUAAAACUAGAACUCUUGGAAAACGGGACUUCGUCAUGCUCAACGGCGAAAACGCUGAUGGAACGCCGCCAGCUGAAGGUGGGGCACCAGCACCAGCAGCCGAUGGAGCAGCAGCAGCGCCUGCCGCCGAAGGAGGAGCAGCUGCACCUGGAGAAGCUGCAGCCACUCCAGCAGUCGACGGAGCAGCGCCAGGAGCCACUCCAGGAGUCACCCCGGUGGAGGGAGAAGGCUCCACUCCUGCACCAACAGCUGGAGGGACACCCGCUUCCGAAUCGCCAGGAGGGGAAGAAGCUCAUGCCGAAGGGCUACUGGAACCCAUGCCAAAGCCUCUGGACAGGGCUGCGCUGGAGAAGAAGUUCGCCCGCUUCCUGGCGCUGAUAAAGCGGGCUGAGAUGUUCCAUGGUCGCCGGAAGAUCGUGGUCAUAUCCAGCAAUCACGAGGUGGAUGAUGACCGCGUGCAACAGGAAGGCGCAGAAGGCGACGCAACUAUUAGAACCAUGGAAAGGGCUUUCUCCAGACGCAGAGCAAUAAUGAGACGCUCGAUAGGUAGCCACAUGCGCAGUCGUAAGCCAAGUGGCUUUUGGGCUCCGCAAUGGAUAGCUAUGCCUUGAAGCUUACCUAACUGAAUAACAAUUGCUUUAAAGUGAAAUGUUUUAAAUUAAACAUAAUAAAUAAUCGUCAUGUUAAAUUU